Molecule: messenger RNA, 1063 nt
Organism: Eleginops maclovinus (Patagonian blennie)
Lineage: Eukaryota; Metazoa; Chordata; Actinopteri; Perciformes; Eleginopidae
Product: vesicle transport protein SFT2B-like
Exons: 7
Coding region: 440-835 (131 amino acids)
Biological process (GO): vesicle-mediated transport
Cellular component (GO): membrane
Source: RefSeq, a predicted model, not a curated record
CAGUGGUGUCUGCUGUGGUAGUUUUUGAUCUCUUGUUCUGUCUUCGGGGUUCUCUCUGGAGACGUUGUUGCUCUGUGUGUCAGUGCUACUUUCUCUGAGUGUCUUUUUGGUGUUCCGUCUGUUUGUGUCUUCUUGUCAGUGCUUCCCCUCUUUUGUACUCAACUACUUUUUAGUAAUUGUGUGUCCUUGUGUCUCUGAAGUGUCUUUGCAUCUUCUCUGGUCAUGCUGUGUCUCUGUGAUGCGGUUGUCUCUAUAGUUACGUUGUCUCUUAAUCUCCGUUGGGUGUUUUGGGGUUAUUGUGUCUUCUUGUUUUGGACCUAUUGGUAGUUAUUUUGUGUCUCUUGCUUUGUUUGUUCCUCACAGAUAUCUGACGUAGAAGUCACAUCUGUGGUGGUGUGGGGUCUGUCUAAAUGUUGUUGUGUCUUUGUUGGGGUGUUUUAUGUCAGUGUGUGGUCUGGCUGGAGUCAGUGUGAAGCUGCUUUUUGUCCUUUGUCAAAUGCAGGGAGUGUGUGUGCUCUUCAUCCCGAAGAUCGGCAUCACCCUCUUCAUCGUUUUCUACACCUUUGGAAACAUCUGUACUCUGGGCAGCACCAUGUUUCUGAUGGGUCCGAUGAGGCAGCUGAAGAAGAUGUGUGAUAAAACCAGAGCGCUGGCCACCACCAUCAUGAUCACGUGCCUGGUGUUGACUCUCUGUGCCGCUUUCUGGUGGAAGAACUUCGGUCUCGCUCUGUUAUUCGUCAUCCUGCAAAUCCUGUCGUUCGCCUGGUACAGUCUGUCCUACAUCCCGUUUGUCAGGGAGGCCAUCCUGAAGCUGGUGUCGGUGUGUUUGAAGUGAGGCUGUUCCUGGCGAGGGGCUGAUCAGACAGAGGCCGGUCUCUGACUGAAGACCCUCCUCCUGAUUGUUUCUCCACACCUGUCUCUUAAUACUUUCCUCCUCAUUCUCUGAGAUGAUUAGUGUUUGGUACGUAUUGAUUACUCUACCAAUCUUAACGACUGUCGGCUUGAUUUGUAAGAUGUGUAAAUAUUUAUAAUGAAUAAACCGUUUAAAUGUUUUUGUAAUAAA